CAACGUAGCUAGGACUGUUCUAUACAUGGUGAAACCAAAAUAGUAGAACAUUCCAUAUAUAAGAAAACAAGAAAAAAAAACACAACAGUGGUAGCUAGCUAGACGUACAACAAAAAUGGAGAUGACAAGGUGUUUGUUGUUGGGGUUUGAGGCAAGCAAGGCAUUCUUGUUCCUCACUUUGAACGAACUCUUCCUUGCUGUAUUCAUGAUUUUGGUACAGUCACUAACCUCCAAUGGCGUCAGUGCCCUCGUCAUUGUGGUCUACGAGCAUGUCAUCGCCACCGUUCUCUUGUCAUUUCUCGCUUUCUUCCUUGAAAGGAACAAUAGGCCUCCUUUCUCCAUCAAGAUACUAUGUUAUGCAUUCCUGUUGGGGUUGUUGCAGUAAGUAUAACACUUCUUCUUGUUCUACAAGCUUGAAGUUUUUCUCAGAUCAGAUUAGUUCAGAUCACUUGAUAAUUUUACACAUAUGGAUUUCUCUUAGCCAAGUGCUAUUCACAAUGUCCCUGCAAUUUGUUGCAUCAACCUAUCAAAGCGUUGGGCUGAACUUGAUCCCCUCACUAGUAUUUGUAAUGGCCCUCAUUUUCCAUCAAGAAAAGCUCAAAUGUUGGAGCAUCUACGGGCAAGCCAAGAUAUGGGGUUUAGCACUCUCGGCUGCCGGGGCAUUGGUUGUACUGUUGUGGAAGGGGCCAGUUGUGUUAAACUCUAUGUUGUUCAACAUUCAAGCAACCAGUGAUGUUGUCACUGGCAGCACAAUGAUAAUUGUUGGCGUACUUGCAAAAAGCUUUUCCAAUAUUUUGGUGGGUCAGGUCAUUCAGUUUUACCCAGCAGAACUAUCCUUAACCGCAAUGAUGAGCUUAUUUGGCACCAUCCAAACUGCCGUAGUCUCUGCAUUUGUGAUAUCAUGGUCAUCUUGGGAUCUAAAGUGGGAAAAAGGGCUUGUCUUGGUUACCAUAUUACUUGGAGGAAUUGUGGUGACGGGAUUAUCAUAUUAUGUGAUGACUUGGUCCAUUAAGAAGAAGGGUCCUGUAUUUCACAUCAGCAUUUGACCCACUUUUAGUGGUUUUCUCAUUUUUUCUACAGACAUUUGUACUGGGAAAUUCUGCAUAUUUGGGCAGCAUCGUCGGAGCUGUUUUGGUUAUACUUGGCCUGUACCUAAUUGUCUGGGCAAAAAACAAUGACAUGGACAACAAAGGAAUUGUGACUGAUGAUUCUGUUUACUCUCCCUUAAUUCAACCAUGAACGAGAGAGAAGCCAGAUUUCAACAAGAAGCUGUAAUUCACAUGGCAUUCCUAUGGCUAAGUGACUUGGUAAUAUGGAAAAGCAGAUUGUUCUAUUUGUUCUUUUUCUUUUUUGUUCUGUUCAUUCCAUCUCAUAGUGGAUGGGCUAUCUUUAACUCCAAAAAUAGCAAACUUUAAGCUUUGAUAAUGACUUUUGUAUUAUAAUUUUGUUGAGCAAUUGUGAUAAAUAAUAUUUUGAUGUCA
Molecule: messenger RNA, 1481 nt
Organism: Quercus robur (English oak)
Lineage: Eukaryota; Viridiplantae; Streptophyta; Magnoliopsida; Fagales; Fagaceae
Product: WAT1-related protein At5g64700-like
Exons: 6
Coding region: 234-1046 (270 amino acids)
Cellular component (GO): plasma membrane
Molecular function (GO): transmembrane transporter activity
Source: RefSeq, a predicted model, not a curated record